UGUUGUAAAUUAUGUAUUAGGUGAAUGGAUUAACUCUGCCAUCCAUGUAGACACGUGCCACCAGAAGAGGGCAGCAGUGAGACACGUGGGAGAACUGGGUUACCAGCUCUGGAACUCGCAAAGGCAUCAAGACCCUGGGUAAUUGAUCACCAUAGACCCAGGGACACUGAAUUCAUCGUGGAGGGAGGGAAAUCAUGAAUAAUCACAAAGCAGUGGCUGUGCUGCUGGAAGAGUGCAAGCGAGUGCUGGACCAGCUCUUGUUGGAGGCUCCAGAUGUGACGGAGGGGGACAAGAGUGAGGACCAGCGGUGCAGAGCUCUACUCCCCAGCGAGUUAAGGACUCUGAUCCAGGAGGCAAAGGAAAUGAAGUGGCCCUUCGUGCCUGAAAAGUGGCAGUACAAACAAGCAAUGAGCCCAGAGGACAAAACAAACCUCCACGAUGUGAUUGGUGCUGGCCUACAGCAGCUACAGGCGGCCUUGCGAGCAUCUAUCGUGGCUCAGGACUGUGCGGUCGCCUCGGCCAUCGUCUUCUUGAUGGACAGGUUCCUGUAUGGACUCGAUGUUUCUGGAAAACUCCUGCAGGUCGCCAAGGGCCUGCAUAAGCUGCAGCCAGCCACACCAAUCGCCCCGCAGGUGGUUAUUCGCCAAGCCAGGAUUUCUGUCAACUCAGGAAAACUCUUAAAAGCAGAAUAUAUCCUCAGCAGUCUCAUUAGCAACAAUGGGGCGACAGGUACCUGGCAGUACAGGAAGGAAAGUGACAAGAUCCUGGUGCAGUCCGUCUGCAUACAGAUCAGAGGGCAAAUUCUGCAAAAGCUAGGCAUGUGGUAUGAAGCUGCAGAGUUAAUAUGGGCCUCAAUCGCAGGAUACUUGACUCUUCCUCAACCAGAUAAAAAGGGCAUCUCCACAUCGCUGGGUAUCCUGGCAGACAUCUUCGUUUCUAUGAGCAAGAAUGAUUACAAAAGGUUUAAAAACAAUCCACAGAUUAACUUGGGCUUGCUCAAGGAGUUUGAUCACCAGUUGCUGGCGGCUGCAGAAGCCUGCAAGCUGGCGGCUGCCUUCAGCGCGUACACGCCCCUGUUUGUGCUCACAGCUGUGAAUAUCCGUGGCACAUGCUUGUUGUCAUACGCUAGUUCUAGUGACUGUCCUGCAGGCAUGAAAGAUGCAUAUCUGCAUGCGGCCAAAGAGGCAUUUGAGAUUGGCCUCCUGAGCAAGAAAGAUGAUGAGCCAGUGAUGGGCAAGCAGGAGCUUCACAGCUUCAUAAAAGCCGCCUUCGCUCUCACCACAGUGCACCGACGACUGCACGGAGAGACGCACGCCGUGUGCGCUGCGAGUGGGCUCUGCACUGCCGCCCUGGGGAAACUGUAUUCCUUCAGCACUUCCUCCAGAAGUCAGGACACAGACACCUGCUCUCGGGAAAUCAUGACUGCUAUCAGCCGGGUGAAAGAUCUUUUCCAAGUUCAAAGCUUCUCAAAUUUAGAUGACAGAUCUUACGUUCCAGAGAGCUUCAAGAGCAGAUUGGAUCAGCCCAUGUUGUAUGGGCAAGUAGAUUUCCAAAAAAUCCUUGAGGCCUAUUCACAGCACCAUACUUCAGUGUGUGAGGUUUUUGAAAGCAGCUGUGGAAGCAGGAAAGACCGACAGAAAGACACAGAAACAGGAAUCUGUGUCACUGCUCUAAAAACGGAAACAAAAUGCAUGGAUACAAUGAGUAUGACAGAAGACAACCAAUGCUCCCAAGAAGGCAGAGGAAUGAACUCCUCCGUGAUGGUGGAGGAAGGUCGGGAGAGACUCCGGAGGGCAGGGAGGAGAAACUGGGCCCACUCUGAUGCAUUCCGAGUCUCCGUGGAUCAAGGGAUGGAGACUGAGACUGAGCCACUUGACCACAGCAAUGGAUGGAGAGAUGUUUUGAACAAGUCUCAGAGCGACAGCCAGAACUCCAGUUCUUGGAGCAACUUAUCCAGGCUUAGUUCUUCUACAAGCUGGGAGGAAGUAAACUACCAUGUGGACGGUAAGUCAGUGAGAAAUGAAUCCAGCAAAGAACAUCCUGUGGAUACUCAGUGUUCUACUGCAUUGUCUGAGGAGAGGGAGAACAACAAAGGUGGGAGACCUAUGAAUUUACUGUCUUCACCAUCUCAUGAUCUCUCUCUCCAUAAAACCAAAUUUGACCAUUCAGAGUCUUCUCAGAGUCAGCUACAUACACCUGUGCCCUUGACGACAACAACAAUGAACACUUGCAACACCACAAGCACUCAUUUGGCUGCUGGCCUAGGAUUACUAAAAGAGCAGAAAGGUAUCCGGGAAGUCAGACCUGAAGGACCCAGGAGUUCUUCCGCUCAAUGCACACCUUCAAGGACUUCCCUUUCUUGGCUUUCACCUGCUAAUGGCAAGUGCAAGUACCUGAGCAGAUACCCUUCAGUCCAAAAAGAAGAAGCUUUUGAAAUAAUUGAUGAUUUUCCAAAAACAAAUGGUGACUGCACAAACUGGCAUGGGGAAGAGAAGGGAAAAGAACUCACUGGAAGAGUCACAGGCUGUCUAUUCACAGAGAAUCCAUCCAGGGUGGACCCGGAAGAAGAAACAGCAGAAUGCAGAGAAGAUGGGCCCUUAGACUUCCAAGCAGUUAUGGGCAGUGCUCUGGGCAACCAGUCCAGGUUGGUGUCUAGCCCCUUUACUCUUCAUUGGCCUGCUCAAAAUCUUGAUGCAAGAAAGAAUGGUGGCUCCGCUGAAGAUCAGAAAAUUGACCCCGAUGCCACGACAGAGGAUGAGAAGGGUUGGCAGCCUGCCAGCCCAGGUAUCAGCUCCAUUAAUGAACAUGGACCUUGUAGACCAUACAUGGUGAGGCAGCUCUCUGCUCCAAGACCCGAGACCCUCAAAUCCUGUUUGAGUGGGAACGCUCCCUUCCCUGGCCUCAGCGAGGACUGUACCACCACAGAGGAAGGGAAGGGAGCAGCGAUCCCACUAGACUGCAGCCAGAACUCCAGCUCAUCUCCUUUCUGGUGGCUGAAAUCACCCGCAUUGUCCAAUGGUUCUUCAGAAGGGGACAACUCAUGGUCCUUCCUAAAUUCCAGUAGAAGUUCUUUUGUCUCAGUGCCAGGAAUCACCAAGGAAGAGAUCCUUAAGGCUCGAACUCUGCAAACUGAUGACUUUGAAAAACUCCUGGCAGGAGUGAGACAGGACUGGCUACUGCAGAGAUUAGAGAAUACGGGAGUCUUUAAGCCCAGUCAACUCCAACGGGCACACAAUGCUCUUUUGUUAAAAUAUUCCAAAAAGUCUGAACUAUGGACAGCCCAGGAAACUGCUGUGUAUUUGGGGGACUAUCUGAAUGUGAAGAAGAAAGGCAAACAGAGAAAUACUUUUUGGGUCCAUUAUCUUCAUCAGGAAGAAACCCUGGGGAGAUAUGUUGGGAAAGAAUACAAGGAGCACAAGGAGCUCUGGCACCACUUUAUCGAUGUGGAGCGACAGAUGACCGCACAGCACUACGUGACAGAAUUUAACAAGAGACUCUAUGAACAAAAGAUCCCAACACAAAUAUUCUACAUCCCAUCCGCAGUAUUGAUGCUUCUAGAAGACAAAACAAUAAAGGGAUGUAUCACUGUGGAACCUUAUAUACUGGGAGAAUUUGUAAAGUUAUCAAAUAACACUAAAGUGGUAAAAACAGAAUACAAAGCCACGGAUUAUGGCUUAGCUUAUGGCCAUUUUUCUUACGAGUUUUCUAAUCAUAGAGAUGUUGUAGUUGAUUUACAAGGUUGGGUGACUGGUAAUGGCAAAGGCCUCAUCUACCUCACAGAUCCUCAGAUUCAUUCUGUUGACCAGAAAGAUGUCACCACCAAUUUUGGAAAGAAAGGAAUUUUUUACUUCUUUAAGAACCAGCAUGAAAAAUGUAAUGAAAUAUGCCAUCGUCUUUCUCUGACAAGGCCUGCAAUAGAAAAACAAAGCAAGCCAUAGACUGCAUGGGUCGUGUGACAGUCCUCGGUCCUCUCCAACCUCAGAGUCUCUCUCCUUCCAGGCACCUGGAACAUGGCAUACCAUACUAGUUCGGGGCUUGGACAGGCCACAGGCUCAUUCUGGCCCGUGAUUUAGUUGAUGGGGGGUGAAUGGUGGGAACUGGGGCUUAAACUCAGAGUCUCCAGCUUUCAUUUAAAUUUUGAUUCAAGGCUGGCACUUUACCACUCAAGCCACAGUUCCAUUUCCAUGGCCAAUGGUUUCUGAGAGCAACUGCUGAGUGUCAACGUCAGGCUUCGUUGAAUUGCCAUAACAACAUA
This is a messenger RNA of Perognathus longimembris pacificus (Pacific pocket mouse), 4255 nucleotides long. It is a transcript of the gene Alpk1, whose product is annotated as alpha kinase 1. Bases 195 to 3938 code for a protein of 1247 amino acids. Gene Ontology annotation, biological process: protein phosphorylation. Gene Ontology annotation, molecular function: protein serine/threonine kinase activity; ATP binding. The transcript has 14 exons. The record is from RefSeq and is a predicted model, not a curated record. Lineage: Eukaryota; Metazoa; Chordata; Mammalia; Rodentia; Heteromyidae.